AUACUAGCUUGGAGCGUCCGAUAACAUCCCUCCCACUAGGAUCCUCCUCCUCCCCAAAAUAAGAAAAUAAGCAAGGCAAAGAUGUAAGCGAUAUGCGUUGUCAAAUUUCGAAAAUUUUCCACGUUUUGCCAUCGUUUGCGGAUUGGAUCUCGUGCGUUUGAAGUCAAGCGCUAAGAUCCCAAAACUUUUGGUCUUUAAGCCCUUCCGCUGAAAUUCAGCUUCGUGCUUGGAUUUGCAUUCUUCAAAUUUCGAAAAUUCUCCACGUUUUGCUGUCGUUUUGGGAUUGAAUUUCGUGCGUUUGAAGCGCUAAACCCCCAAAAUUUUUGAUUUUAAGCCCUCUCCCUGGGAUUCAAUUUCUUGGAUUUGCAUUCUUCAAAAUUCGAAAACUUUCCACAUUUUGCCGCCGUUUUCGGGUUGAAUUCCGUGCGUUUGAGGUGCUAAGAUCGCAAAAUUUUUGAUUUUAAGCCCUUUCUCUCGAAUUUAAUUCCUUGGAUUCGCGUUUUUUCAAAUUUCGAAGAUAUUUUGAACCCUUUCCCUGGGAUUCAAUCUCUUGGCGUCGCGUUUUUCAAAUUUCGAAAGUUUUCCACCUUUUUCGUCAUUUUGCGAGUGAGUCCUUUGAUUUUGAAGAGCUAAGACCCUAAAACUUUUGAUUUUAAGCCCUUUCCCUGGAAUUUAAUUCCUUGGGUUCGCGUUUUUCAAAUUUCGAAAAUUUUCCACGUUUUGCCGUCGUUUUGAGAUAGAGCCGCGUGAGUUUGAAGCGUUAAGAUCCUAAAAUUUUUGAUUUUAAGCCCUUUCCCCCGAAAUUCAAUCCCGUGGCUUCGUGGUUUCGUGGUUUCGUGGUUUCGUGGUUUCAUGGUUUCAUGGUUUCGUGGUUUCGUGGUUUCGUGGUUUCGUGGUUUCGUGGUUUCGUGGUUUCAUGGUUUCGUGGUUUCAUGGUUUCCUGGUUUCCUGGUUUCUUGGUUUCCUGGUUUCCUGGUUUCCUGGUUUCCUGGUUUCCUGGUUUCCUGGUUUCCUGGUUUCCUGGUUUCUUGGUUUCCUGGUUUCCUGGUUUCCUGGUUUCCUGGUUUCCUGGUUUCGUGGUUUCCUGGUUUCGUGGUUUCAUGGUUUCAUGGUUUCAUGGUUUCAUGGUUUCAUGGUUUCAUGGUUUCAUGGUUUCAUGGUUUCCUGGUUUCGUGGUCUCGUGGUUUCAUGGUUUCCUGGUUUCGUGGUUUCCUGGUUUCCUGGUUUCCUGGUUUCCUGGUUUCCUGGUUUCCUGGUUUCGUGGUUUCAUGGUUUCAUGGUUUCCUGGUUUCGUGGUUUCCUGGUUUCCUGGUUUCCUGGUUUCCUGGUUUCCUGGUUUCCUGGUUUCGUGGGUUCGUGGGUUCGUGGGUUCCUGGUUUCGUGGGUUCGUGGGUUCGUGGGUUCGUGGGUUCGUGGGUUCGUGGGUUCGUGGGUUCGUGGGUUCAUGGGUUCAUGGGUUCAUGGGUUCAUGGGUUCAUGGGUUCAUGGGUUCGUGGGUUCAUGGGUUCAUGGGUUCAUGGGUUCAUGGGUUCAUGGGUUUGGGGUUUGGGGUUUGUUUGUUUUUGUGUCGGAGGUUUUGGGUUCGGGUGUUGGAGGUUUUGGGUUUGGGUGUUGGAGGUUGAGGUUUCCGAAGGGAUGUGUUUGCAAAGUUUUAUUGCUCUUAAUAUUCCUCAACCCCUCCACCGACCCUUAGCCUUUUUUUCUUCUUACUUACAUAGUUAGCAGGAGCUUUUGGAUGAAUUUUGAAUGAAAAGACUGAUAGAUGUAAUAUGAGUCCUCAAUGGAAAGGUGAAAAAAGUGAGCGAGGAUCCAACACGUGGAUUCUCCUUACUUUGUCUGUCUGUCUUCAGUUAAGUAACUUUAUUUGAAAGGUCGUGGCAUCAAAAAUAAAUCGGAAAUGUUUGAAAACGACGAAAACACUACCUAAAAAAACCUGUAGAUACCCUAAAAAAACCUGUACCUGCGUGCUCGUUUCUAAACAAUACGAUCCUUGAAUGGUUUGCUGGUUUCCUUGCUAAACGCCGUCUAGAAGUCCGCUCAUCAUUAUUAUUUGAAAGGUGGCAUGAGUACGUAGAUGUCUGAAAUUUUUAAAGAUUUUCAACAAAGAUGAUACCUGAAAUUACCUUGAUUACAUUGAAAUUUUAAAAUCAUGACGAACUACGCCAACACCAACAUGGAUAUCAGAAGUGGUCCCGCAUCUAACAGGAGCGCCGUUGUCUCUGGCGCAGAAAGCGACUCGAACCUAGGAGAUAACGACAACAUGGGAGAAAAUUACCACACCUCUUCAUCAACUAUCGCACAAACAAGUAGUAGUACAAAAGCGAGGAGUAGACGAAAGUGCUGCUUUUGCUGCAGCAGGUCCUCCUCCUCGUCCUCGUCAAGCUGUAGUUUCUGUUGUAGUAUCCCAGGCAGAAUCAGAGGUCCUCGUGCGAGGAUUCUUUUCUCUUGCUUGGUUGUCAGCAUUUUCGCAUUGCUAUUGCACUUCGCAAACUUAGUCCACAACAAGUGCGUGAUCGAUGAACACCAGUAUCAAAAGAACGACACGAUUGUUAUGAAGGAGAAUAUCAGAGUAGAAUCGCGAUGAUUGGAACAUCAAUUAUUACUUAUGAUUAUUAUCUUUAUUUUAUCAUCUCAUCUGUGCAAUAUGUUCUCCCAGUAUCUAAGGUUGACACAGUUCUUAUUUUGUUUCACAUGUUUCAGUUUCAGUUCUUCGGCUGGUGGGAAGAAAAGUUGCAAAGUAGGCUUAUGCAGCUAUCAAUCAUGACCGGCAGUAUCAUUCAGAACGGCAUAAACAUCUUUGCCUCUCUUCACAUCCUUCAUCCCCACACUCCACUAUCCCCUUUCAUCCUCCUGGGCGCUUGGCUCGCUGUGCAUCCUCGGUGCUUGUUUUACAAGAUUGUGAUUCCCUUUUUCUAUGCCAGGGAUUCAAUGAGACCGCCGUUCAUGUUAAGGCUUACGUACUUAAAUAUUCAUCUUAGUAAGAGGCAUCUUUGAAGACGUGCUUUCAAGGAGGUGAAAAUCUCGUCUGAAGAUGCGGUCCUCUCAGAUGAAUAUAACUGGUAAGUAGGUCUAAUUAUGCGUGGCCCGAUUCGACAGGCUAUGCGAGACUUCUGCGAGGCUGACUACAAUUUCUUCCGCAAUCCGUGGCUCUGGUCUUAUCCGGAAAAGAGAACGAAAAAGCACAUCCUGAAGGGGAGCACUAACACUGAUGCUGAAGAGGUCGGAAGACGACCUAGUCGUGCACGUGGUGGUGUAUCUUCUUCUAGCUUUUCCAGUCGUGGUCCUAGCUCAUCUAGGUCUUCUACUCCUAGCCUACCUACAACACCCUCAUCUGGUACUUUUUCGUCCUCAACAACACAAGAUCGCCGGACGACCGAUCUUCAUAGACCAAUGUCAGCAGCACCACCAGGACUAUUAACGGAAUGGGUUGGCCCUCAGCUUUCUAUGACGUAUACUUCGAGACUUUGUCCAGGGAACAUAGUGGACUUCUGGCGAAACAAGGUGGGAGAAGUGUGGGCGAAAAGAAUUGCAUCGAAAUUGACAUCUUCAUCUUCUGGCUCUGGUGGUAGUAGUAGUAGUACAGCUACAGGCACUAGUACAGGUAUAAGUUACAGGUCAACUACAGGAGUAUCAUCAACGUCAUCUACUAGUACUAGUUCUAGUACAACAGUCCACCGCCUUCCUGUGAUAAGUUUUUUUUCUUCCGGACAACUGGAAACGCAAAAGUUUUCCUCAAAACAACUAGCUCUUCGUCGAGACAAGGAGAAGAACGACAACAAGGAGAUGAACACGCGGCGGUCGCCUUUUCUGAUGCCCGUUUCUGAAUUUACCCCGCAAAUGGAGCUGGCUGCUUCGGGACAUUUCUGGCAGCGUCUCUUCGGAGUCCUAGAGGAAUUUGGUGUGGAAUACGUAGCUGGGAGCGGCUCCCUUAUGGGACCAGAGAGGCACGGGACACUGUUAUCCCCGCACGAUCACGAUUUCGACUUGGCUGUUCUGGAGAGCUCGAAACCCAAAUUGUUCAAAGCUUUCCAAUUUUUAGAGAGGGAAGAAGCCGAACGCAGAGAAGAGGGGAGAAGAAGAUUGAAACUUAUGACUUGUUUAUGUUAUCAUGUUAUGUUACAACUUGAGUUUAUGUUAUGAUGUUAAAAAUUGAAACUGAUGUUGUCUUGUUUAUGUUACAACGUUAUGCUCCUAGAAGCUACUAUGAAAAUUUUGUGCUUUCGGUCUUCCAGCAUUUUCGUCCUCCAGCAUCUUGAUUGUCUCAUCUUCUAGCUUUCUUGGACCUGUAUAACAAAGACGGUAGAAAUAUCAUUUCCUUUUUUGUUGGUUCUUAUUUCAUUAGCAUCUUUUUCUUUGACCCGGAAGUAAGAACUAGAACUAAGUACUUCAUUUGCAUCGUCCACCCUCUAACGGCCAACCCGGCGUGGUGCUCGACCUAGGGAAGACAUCAGAUUUCCUUCUAGCCAUCGACCGGAAUGUGGAUGUACAGUGCACGUGGAGUGGAGUUCGUUUUGCUAUUCAUCUCACGUUUUUCGAAGGAUUGAAGUCUAUCGCGUUGUACGCAGAUUUUUGGUCUAUGUACGAAUACAAAGCAUUCUGGUGGAAUGGGGGUCAAGAUUAUGAAGAUGCCAAACUCAAGAACAAACUUUGUAGUUACUAGAUUUUUAGCGUAUCAUGAUGAAGAAGUUGGCUUCAGAAUGACGUGAUCUUCAUCAAUCAGAAACACUAGAAGUACAAGUUAGUAGUUGGAAAAAGUAUGUUCCUCCUUUCGGUCAAACUCUGAUGUCCUGAACAAGAUCAUUUUCAUUAUCAUUGAAGAUACUACUUAUUUUCCUAGUUUUUAGGUUGCUGUUGGCUCCACCCAUAGUAUUAUCAUUGAUGAAGAUACUAGUAGAAGUUGCAUCACUUCGUCCACAUCUUCGUUCUUCUAAAAUCCGUACUUGCUAGCACACGAAGCCCCCAUCUUCUUCACACGGCCACAAGGAUUUUGGCCUUUACGGUUGCUGCAAGUGCCCUACUUUGAGGAGCUCCAAUUAGGAGGAGGUGGUGAUCCGAAUACGGCAACGGCAGAAGCAGCGCAAGGUUCAUCCAGAUCCAAGAGACCACAGCGAACGUGGAUGUUAGACGAUAACAUUGGUGUAAUCACGCUUCGGCGACCUUUUACCUCACAAAUGGUCGAUGCCGAGUAUGCGCGGUUAGAUGGGACGUGGAUAGCCCCUGAAGAGUACACGGUAGAAGAAAGAGACGAGCAAACUCGUCUCGUUGAUCCCAGUACCGGAAAGGAGAAAGACAAUCGUUUCUGGCGACAAAAUUGUGGACCCUUAGCGCGACCUCCGAGCACCAGUGGUACUCCACCGUCGAGUAGUAGUACUAGCUCCGGCACUAGCAGUGCCAGUUCCUCAUCUUCUGGAGCAGGCGCACUUGUAGUUACAUCAACAUCAACAUCUUUACGUCCGCGGCCACCACAAGUACCACCGCCACCGCCAACAGUUGCAAGCACUCGGUGUCGAACGAAGUAUGAAGCUGGCCUAGUAAACUUCGCGAAGGUUCUCUCACUCCCCAUGAAUGAAUUCGUAACCAGAUUUUUUCAUAGGUCGUCGGACAGAAGUAUCAGUACAACUGGUGCUGGUGGUAGUUCAUCUGAAGAUAGUAGUACAACAACAACUAGAAGAACUAGAAGUAGUAGUACAACUGGUCGUUCAUCUGAAGAUAGUAGUACAACAACAACUAGAAGAACUAGAAGUAGUACAACUGGUAGUUCAUGGGUGCAUCUCACAGCCUCAAUGCUGCGGGACCCGGAAAGCGGUAAGGACAUGCUUCAGCAGUUCUUACUCGAUGUUGCGAUUCCUAACAGUGAGAAUGUUGUUAAGGCCGCUAAUAGAAGAAUUAUUUGCUUACUUAGCUAACGACAACGACAAGGUCUUUUGAAUUACGUAAAUGUGCUCCGAUCAUCAAGAAUGCCGUGUCUACAAUCAUGACGAGUAUAAGUAGCAUAUUAUGCUCUCAGAGCACUCCUCGUCUGGUGCUUUUGUCUCCCACGAGUCAGCAGAGUCCCUUCUUCCAUCACAUCAUUGAAACUGCAAACCCAACAGUCUUCUCCUCUAAACUCGCUUCCUCUUCCUGUGCCUUGAUCUUGAAAUGCGAAGAAGUGGGAUCGACGUCUUGCAUACCUGGAGAUGAUUUUUUUGCAGAAAUGCGGUAUUCUUGGGAAUUAGGUUUUGCCCAAGACACAAAAAUGUACAAAGACAAUGCGAGAUUUUUUACUGAUAGUGGUGGUCCUAUUAAACGAGGAGGCAGUACUACCGGAGCAUCUGGAGGUAGCGACGAGAAUAAGUUGGCAACAAGUGGAAGUGGGAUAAGAAACUACUUUAGAUCAUCUUCCAUUAAGGCUACAGCAAAUCCAUCUUCCGCAGCAUCAUGAUGCCGCUUUCUAAGGGAGAAGAAGCAUCAAGAUGUUUUUGUAGAUGGAUUUCUCCUAGUAGUUCUAAAAAUUUUACUUCAUCUACAGCAUCUGGUGCCUCCUUAUUUCCGGACGAUGCUCAUGCGGUAUGGUUUGUAGUGCUCCUCAGUGUUGCAUUGUCCUUAUUCCUGUUUCGACUUUUUGUUCGUUUCCUCUGUCCAUUAAGUGAAUCAUCUGGACCUACCUCUACGCGCGCGUUAGAGUUGUAUCCAACAAGUGUAUCAUCUGGACCUACCUCUACGCGCGCGUUAGAAUAACAAAAAAAGUGCAAGAACUUAGCUUCUUGUUUGACCGAGUGCAAGAACAUAGUUAAUUAAGUCCUGAACUGACACCUCAUGCUAGGUAAAUGAAUGAAUGAAUGAAUCUUCUUCUUUUCUUACAAGUCUAAGAAAGAAACCAGCUGAACAGUUAGCCCAAGUAGUAGGUAGCGGCUGGUACUACGAAAGUACUAGGCGGCGGGUGUGUGGGUUUUUUGAUUUUUUAAAGGUUUGCCCAACUAAAGACUAGUUUGUAACUGGAAGUAGUUAGUCAAGCUCUCCAGGCCUCGUGCGCUGGUUUGUAAAAAAAAAGUGGUCUCUCAAAUCUUUGUCUUGCUCCUUUUCUGUCCAUCAAGGUAAGUGUUUAAGUUGUUAGUUUUAGCCUCCCAAGUUGGUGCUGUUUAGUAGGCUAGGUUCGUUUAAAGCUGUGACUUGCUAGACGUCAUGCAAGCGUUUGUGCUGUUUAUGCCAAAGAUACUGUUUAAGUGUAAAAGAAGUUAUCAGCUCCCCUCUCAGAUCUAAUAAUCAUAUUCACAAUUUUUUCUCUCAAAAAUAACAGGGCAAGUAGGCUAAUCACGACUCGUACAGAAAAGCGUCUUCGAUCUUCUCCUAACCUGCUCAAGAUGAAGAGGUACAGGGGGAACAGUAACAGCUACAAUAUUCGCCCACACGACCCAAUGUUCGGUGAUGGAGUGGCGAUCUUCUCCUAACCUAUUCAUGAUUUUACAUACCCAAUGUUCAAUAUUUAUUAUAGUGGUGCAGCCAACCUAACUAAGAGGGUAAAAGAUCAAUAGCAUGAAGAGUAGUGUAAAAGAAGUUAUCAACUCCCCUCUCAGAUCGGUGCCGCUUCGAAUUAGUAGCUUAAUCUCUUGUGUGAAGUAACAAUGACGUGACGAAACACUACGGCGCCCGUAAGGCAGUCUGCAGUGAACUACUUUGUGCGAGAUUUAUUGUAUUGUAUUGCGUUGUAUCUAUCGUAUUGUAUUGUACUAUUGUAAUAUUGUAUUGUAUUGUAUUGUAUUGUAUUGUAUUGUAUUGUAUACAUAGUGCUACCCGACCCCCAUUGGUGAAAUUUUAAAACACCCUCCCCAUGUUGUAAACAUCUUCAAUGAAAUUUUUCACAUAUUUUUCAAUCAUGCGUUUCUAACAAGUAAGCAAACGAAGACAGAGGCAUGGCGUCAACUCAUGAUUACUGGAUCAGGACUGAGACUGACACAUUGUUUCUUGCUUUCUUCCAGCCGGAUGCUGGAUGAAACAGAUGAGAUCCCCGGAAGCUGAAUUAAAUCAUCAACCUCGUCGGUCACGUUCUGCUGUGCAUCAGCAUCCAGAGCCAUGAAAAGCUCCUCACAGAGUCGCUGAUUCAGAGAGUGCUAACAAAAAUGAAAGAGAAAGAGACCACAAGAUCAUAACACACAAGAGGAUCGGUUACGCAUGUAGUUGUCAUCAUCGUGCGCAGUUGUGCCUCUAGUAGUGUUUUACUGUAGAGCUUCAGAGUAGCAUAUUAUAGUCGCAUUCUUGCCCUGCUUCCGUGUAUACUACAUCUUUUUCUUUGAAAUAAAACCUUACAGGAUCAGUGUUGUCAAGAUCCAGCUUUAUCUCUGCCAUAAUCAUACCAAGGAAAGUAAAAGUACAGCUAUAAUUUUCCAUGAAACUAAACACAAAAAAUACGCUUUGCCGAGAACACUGAGAAUUUUCUAUCGAUAUUUUUCUAAUCUAUUAUCACUUGUUGAUUGGUUGAAAGGGAAAGACCAUAUCCACUGCUUUUCUGUCGUUUGAUGUCUCUCUUUCUGCCUGCUCUUCUUAUCUACACCCACCACAACUUCACCUUCAGGAUGAAGGUGACGGUUGACAGGGAAGCUCGAACCAAGAACUUGUGAAAAUUUCAUCUAGAAAAGGUUCAAAAAAUGGCAUUUUUAU
Molecule: messenger RNA, 8634 nt
Organism: Amoebophrya sp. A25
Lineage: Eukaryota; Dinophyceae; Syndiniales; Amoebophryaceae
Source: the annotation of a GenBank genome assembly